Molecule: messenger RNA, 468 nt
Organism: Trichoderma asperellum CBS 433.97
Lineage: Eukaryota; Fungi; Ascomycota; Sordariomycetes; Hypocreales; Hypocreaceae
Source: RefSeq, a predicted model, not a curated record
AUGACUGCUCAGUUUGCUUCCCAUGGCCGCGGCGGCGCGGGCAACAUGGCCGACGCAGCGCAUUCGCCCUCCAUCAAGGCCUCCGAUCUCGAGACGCCGGUGCUGAAAACAGCCGUUGUGACCACAGGCCGAGGCGGCACUGGCAACAUGACCAAGAACAACGACCCUCACGAAACCCGUCUUCGCCAAGAUGUCAAGGCUGUGCCCCGACGACUUAGCGCGGGAGCCCAGUACGCUGGGCGUGGCGGCGCUGGCAACGUAUUCAAAGGCGAGGAUGAACUCGAACAACUGGCGCGUAACCGAAGCGUCGAACAAGCCAUCGACGAAACCCCAGAGGAUGCUGCCAAGGAUGCUGUCAAGGAAGCUUCCGAGAAAACUUCAGAGAAGACUUCAGAGAGGACAGACAAAAUUGAAAAGGUCGAGCCAGCCGCAACAAUAAAGAAAUGGCUAUUCGGCAAGAGGCCAUGA